AUGUUGCGUAAGAUUACCAUUUCAAUCAAACAACUCGAAAAUACUCACACACUCCAGAUGGCAAUAGCAUAUAUGUUGAUAGCCUAUUUUUUCCAUGCUGUGUAGGCAACUUUUUAUAAGCGCGGUCAUUUCACUGUUGUCCCAUAAUUCAUGUUUAUCACUUCAUUUGUUUCCUUUAUAACUCUCUAUCUUGUACAACUUAAUUAAAAUAUGUAUCCAAGAGAAAAGAUGCCUCACAUUAUUAGAUCUCAAGUAGGCAUUGGUAUUGGAACAUUAUUCUAUUUUUAUGGAGUUAAAUUGAUCUCCUUAUCAGAAGCAGUUAUACUGUUCUGUACAAAUUCUAUUUGGAGCUAAAUAAUGGUUAGUAUAAUGAAUAAAGAAAGAAUAACUAAAUCAAGACUUUUUAAUUCAAUAUUAUGCAUUAUAGGUGUGAUUUUAAUUGCAAAUCCUUCACUCAAAUCAUAGGAUCAACUCUAGCAUGUAAUUGGAUGCUUGUGCAUCUUAGCUUGCAGCAUUAUUCAAUCUUAUGCUUUUAUUAUAAUGAAAUAAAUUGGUACUGAAAUUCCUUCCUCUGUUACUGUUACAUAUUUUCAUGUCAUCAUGCUCUUUCUGUCAAGUUUAUAAUAAUAAUAUGUAGCUACAUUUGAGUAUUUUGAAGAUUACUUUUUCUAUUCCUUAGGAUUUAGCAUCUUUACUCUUUUGGCCUAAGUGAUUAAAUUUAGAGCACAAACGAUGGUUACUUAUGAUAAGAUUUGCAAUUAUUCAUAUUCCUAAAUGAUUUACAUUAUCAUCAUAGACUUUUUAGUUUUUCGAACUGUUAUGAGUACACUUUGUAUUAUUGGAGCCUUAUGUAUAAUCACUGGGGUUUGUAAAUAAUUGAGAGAAGAUAGAAAAGUAAAAUGA
Molecule: messenger RNA, 903 nt
Organism: Paramecium octaurelia
Lineage: Eukaryota; Ciliophora; Oligohymenophorea; Peniculida; Parameciidae
Source: the annotation of a GenBank genome assembly